AUGGCUAGCAGUGAAUAUCUUGGAGGCAUCAUGCGCCCAGUAUUGGAGCUUUACCAAUCAAGCACUGUAUGUUAUCACUCAGUUGAUAGACAAAGCGGCGCUGUAAAGAUGACCAAAAUUUGGUUGAUUCUUCUCAUUUCUCAUCCUAUCGCGGGAAAGCUCUUCGUCGAGGAGAAUGCACAAUUGAAGGAAAGCAACUCUGGAAUGUGUUCUUUGUCUGGACCAACCAACCAUCAGCUUCCGCCAUCGGAACUCGCUGCAUUUUGGCACACUGUUUCGCUGCCAACGCCACCGCCAGCAAUUCUCGGCAUUUUGGUUCUCGAUAUUUCCAAAAUAAAGCCGAUAUUAGUUCAGCAGAUCAGAACACCCAGAGAAAAUGACGAACGGCAGCCAAUUUCUUGA
This is a messenger RNA of Cylicocyclus nassatus, 402 nucleotides long. NCBI's taxonomy places the organism in Eukaryota, Metazoa, Nematoda, Chromadorea, Rhabditida, Strongylidae. The record is from the annotation of a GenBank genome assembly.